Prosopis cineraria is the source of this 3817-nucleotide messenger RNA. RefSeq names its product polyribonucleotide nucleotidyltransferase 2, mitochondrial. Gene Ontology annotation, cellular component: chloroplast stroma; cytosol; mitochondrion. NCBI's taxonomy places the organism in Eukaryota, Viridiplantae, Streptophyta, Magnoliopsida, Fabales, Fabaceae. The record is from RefSeq and is a predicted model, not a curated record. The transcript has 16 exons. Gene Ontology annotation, molecular function: RNA binding; 3'-5'-RNA exonuclease activity; polyribonucleotide nucleotidyltransferase activity. Gene Ontology annotation, biological process: mitochondrial mRNA catabolic process; mitochondrial RNA 3'-end processing. Bases 89 to 3007 code for a protein of 972 amino acids.
CCCUAAACCCUACUCGGUUCCGAGUGCCAAGCUUCUCAACUAAACCCCUCUUCCCACUCUCACUCCAUUUCCCUUUCUUCGGAUCACCAUGGCGUGUGUGAGAAGCAGGGCCAACCCACUCCUCGCCACUCUCCCUCACUUCCUUACAUGGCGAAACUUUGGGUUCCGCACUGUUUGCUGUGGACGUCUCGGCUUUUCUACUCAAUCCCAGCUCGAUCCUGACCCUCCCAUUGCUGGAACUAAGGUCCUGGACGUCUUCAAAGAAGAAUUUGAAAUAGGAUCACGGUUGAUAACUCUUGAAACUGGCAAGAUUGCUCGAUUCGCGAAUGGUGCUGCUGUCCUGGGUAUGGGCGAGACCAAGGUUUUGUCCACAGUUACCUCGGCUAAAGGAGAUACUGGUCGUGAUUUCUUACCCCUCACUGUUGAUUAUCAAGAAAAGCAGUUUGCCCAAGGCUUAAUUCCAAGCACGUACAUGCGGAGGGAAGGUGCCCCAAAGGAACGUGAACUUUUGUGUGGUCGCAUUAUUGACCGACCAAUUCGACCACUAUUUCCUGCUGGAUUUUAUCAUGAAGUUCAGGUAAUGGCAAGUGUUCUUUCUUCUGAUGGAAAUCAAGAUCCAGAUGUACUGGCAGCUAAUGCUUCAUCUGCUGCUCUUAUGUUAUCAGAUAUUCCUUGGGGCGGCCCCAUAGGAGUGGUUCGUAUUGGAAGGAUAAGCGGGCAGUUUGUUGUAAAUCCAACCAUGGAUGAGCUAAAUUUAAGUGAUCUAAACUUGGUGUAUGCCUGUACAAGGGACAAAACUCUGAUGAUUGAUGUGCAAGCUCGCGAAAUAUCUGAAAAAGAUCUAGAGGCUGGAUUAAGGCUGGCUCAUCCUGAGGCAGUUAAGUAUAUUGAGCCUCAAAUCAGACUAGCUGCUAAAGCUGGUAAAUCUAAGAAGGAAUACAGAUUGUCCAUGCUGUUAGACAAUACACUGGAGAAAGUCAGUAACUUGGCUGAAGCACCUAUUGAAGCUGUUUUUACUGAUCCUAAUUAUGGAAAGUUUGAACGUGGAGAGGCACUAGAUAAGAUCACACAAGAUGUAAGAAGAGUCCUUGAAGAAGAAUGUGAUGAAGAAAGCUUAAAAAUUUUGCCAAAGGUGGUAGACACAGUGAGGAAGAAGGUUGUUCGAAAAAGAAUUAUUGCAGAGGGAUUUAGAGUUGAUGGGCGACAGCUUGAUGAAGUUAGGCCUUUGUAUUGUGAAGCUGGAAAUUUACCUAUUUUGCAUGGAUCUGCACUUUUUUCUCGUGGAGACACGCAGGUCCUUUGCACAGUAACUCUUGGAGCACCUUCAGAUGCUCAACGCUUGGAUUCUUUAGUGGGCCCUCCAACAAAGCGAUUUAUGCUUCAUUACAGUUUUCCACCCUUCUGUACAAAUGAAGUUGGCAAACGUACUGGUUUGAACAGGCGUGAAGUUGGACAUGGAACUCUUGCUGAGAAAGCUCUUCUUGCUGUAUUGCCUCCUGAAGACGAUUUUCCAUAUACUGUUCGAGUCAACUCAGAAGUCAUGGCUUCCGAUGGUUCAACAUCAAUGGCAACAGUUUGUGGAGGUAGUAUGGCCCUAAUGGAUGCUGGCAUUCCAGUUCGUGAACAUGUUGCUGGUGUUUCUGUGGGUCUUGUUACUGAACUUGAUCCUGUCAGUGGCAAAAUAACAGAUUAUCGUAUAUUGACUGAUAUUUUGGGCUUGGAAGAUCAUUUGGGUGACAUUGACUUCAAGAUUGCGGGAACUCGAAAAGGAGUUACUGCUAUUCAGCUGGAUAUAAAACCUGCUGGAAUUCCUCUAGAUAUCAUAUGUGAAUGUUUGGAACCUGCCCGUAAAGCUCGUCUUCAGAUUAUUGACCACAUGAACCAGGAGAUUAAUGCACCUCACACUCAGAUUGAUCGAAACUCUCCACGACUAGCUACCUUAAAGUACAGCAAUGAUGUUCUUCGCAACCUGAUUGGGCCACUGGGUGCUGUUAAGAGUAAAAUUGAAGAGGAAACAGGUGCACGGAUGUCUGUAGGAGAUGGAACACUUACAAUAAUUGCUAAGAAUCAAUCCGUAAUGGAUAAAGUUCUGGAAAAGAUUGACUUCUUAGUUGGUCGGGAGAUUGAAGUUGGAGGCAUCUACAGAGGUGUUGUAACUUCUAUCAAAGAAUAUGGAGCAUUUGUGGAGUUCAAUGGUGGGCAGCAGGGCCUUCUCCAUAUUUCUGAAUUGUCACAUAAACCGGUUUCACGGGUUUCAGACGUGGUAUCUGUUGGCCAGCAGCUUUCCUUGUUGUGCAUAGGCCAGGAUGUUCGUGGCAACAUUAAAUUAUCCCUCAAAGCAACUCUGCCUUGUCCUGAAGGAAUGGAGACUAAUGAUGCCGCUGAAGAAUCUGUCCUGGACACAAAAGAAACACGCAACAUUUGGGCCCCAGUUGGGAAUGAGUAUGCUACUCAAGAGGAGCAACAUUCUGUUGAAUUGACCACUGGCAAACAUGAGGUGGGUGAGACAAAACCAUCAAUUUUAAUACGUAGUGCUGCAGAGUGUGAUGAGGAGGAAAAGUCUUUGAAUAAGUCUUCAAAGAAGAACCCCAAAUCUGGUAAUGGGUCUCAGCUAGGUCGCAAGUCAAAAUCUCUUAGGUCUCGUGAUGCAGUUCAUUCUACACCAAGUACAUCUCAUCUGGCUCAGGAUGUGAUUGAUUCUCUAUCAUCUCUUUCCAUUCCCUUUGCCCAUGAGAAAUCUAAGAAGUCCAAACCGUCAGUGCUGAACGAAGCUGGAGAUAAGGUGGUAACACCAAAAGCUAUGAAGAUUGGAACAAAAGUCGCUGCAAAAGUUGAUCAAAUUCGUGCACAUGGUCUGGUUUUGGAUUUGGGGGGAGGACUCCGAGGAAUGUAUAGGUUUGAGAAAGAUGGCAAAAGGGACUAUGAGAUAGGUGACCAACUACGAGUUGUGUGCUCUAGUUUUUCUACCAAGGGAAUUCCAGUGAUGUCUUCGGUGGAUGAUGAAUAACUUGUGAUUUUAACUUCCUGAGAAAGGAGCUGAACGCGAUUCUAAUGCUAGGAUGAUGUCUUCAAGGCUGUGUUUUCAACAGUGAAUUAAAUUUUCAUCGAUGGGCUGAAAGGCGUGCCUUGAACGCAUUCGAUUCAGAGGCUAUGGACAUGUAAAUUUUUGGGCUGCUAAGCCUAGUUUAACUUCUUGAGGCUACUGAUUGAUGGUACAUAAUAGCAGCUAUGGGGAUAAAGGGUCUUGGAGAUGCCUGAUGGCACUUGACCACCAUUUCAUGUCAGACAGUGGAUGUUCAUCUUUGUAAUUUGUAGGCGUCUAGUCGUUAUUGACCCAUAUUGGUUAUCUAAUUUUUUUUUGUUUCCCGAGGUAAGGACAGGACAAAUUACACAUGUACGGGGUAGUGUUGGUAAUUCUUUUUUAGGCCAAACUUCAUCAAUGGCGGACAGAUAUCCUAGCCAUCCAAAACCAGAAUUUUGGCUGGUCAGCAUUCUUCAGUUUUUUGGGGUCUUCUUCCUCAGUGGUUUGAAGAGCUUUACAAGAACAUAUGCAUUGUACUCAGUAUUGUGCUGGACCUUGAGCGCUGUGCAAUGCUGAAGCUUACACCAGCUAUUUCAAGAGAGGAUAGGUAGAUUCAGUUAUUUCAAUUGGAGAUUAAUAGCUGUUCAAGACGCAUUGUAGGAAGGUGAGUGGGUGUGUAGAAUUUAUAGGAAGUUGCAUCGUUUUAAUCAUGGAAUAUUACAGUUUAGUUCAGGCUCUGAACAUUGCGUGUGUUUACAUUUAAUAAACGUAAUAGCCAUUUGUACUGCGGUCUAA